Penaeus chinensis is the source of this 672-nucleotide messenger RNA. Its product is annotated as WW domain-binding protein 11-like. The record is from RefSeq and is a predicted model, not a curated record. Lineage: Eukaryota; Metazoa; Arthropoda; Malacostraca; Decapoda; Penaeidae. The transcript is spliced from 5 exons. The coding region runs from base 1 to 672 and encodes 223 amino acids.
AUGCGACCGGCGCAGGCGAACGAAACAAGCGACCGCGGGAUGAAGCUCAUCACCAUCGCCCUCCUCACCCCAACACUGCUCCGCCCCCAGGUGCCGCCCCCGCCCCCGCCCCCGCCCCCCGCCCCCGCCCCCGCCCCUACUGCCGAGGCGCCGCGGCCCGUGCGCGCAACCGAACGCUCAGUCCACAACUAUAAUGUCUCAGUCCCUAAGGCAAACCCUAUAAUCCCCCGAAGCAGCUUUCCUGGCGCGGCCUUUGGGUCCGGGCGCAGCGGCCUUCCUCUAGGGACUCGCUGCUUCGCUAUUAACAGCAGCACCGAUGACAACAACAGCAGCAGAAGCUUAAGGCCUACACAGAAGCACAAGAGCCACAUAUCUUGCCAAGGGCGGAGUGACUCAAGGCUCUCCGGCGGCCGGGGACGCCUCGAGUCAGGUCAAACGGGAGGAAUUGGUGUCACUGUGCCAGUUGGUGCCACUGUGCCGGCUGCUGUAAAUGAGCCAAACAAUAUCAAUGUACCAACUGGUGUCACUCUGCCUAUGCCUCGUGACUCCUCCAGAGGCCGCCAGCCCCGCCGGCAGCCCCGCCUGGAGAGGCCCCAAGCCUUUGGCAAGUCCAUCCAGCCGCAGAUUUGGCCCAAAAUACCCAUAAACAAGCACCACCACCUUCGAGAAUAA